GAGUUGAAUGAAGCUCGCAGCGUUGACAAAAGCGUCCAAUCCGUGUCUUUAUGUUUCAAAAUCCGCCUGUUUGAGGAACCCGGAAGAAGUAGCCGAGUGAGACCUCUUCUUCAUCGACUGUGAAAGUGAACUUCCUCUGUGAUCUGCAGGAAUUUCUGCAACAUGGAUGCUGAACCCAGGGCGAAGGUGUGCUAGUGACAGGUCGCAGCGUUUCUGAUUUCUUACCUGUAAAAUCAAACAGAGGCUUUAGUAUCCCGUCCUUCUGCGUGUGGACGUUGUUUCUGUGUCUGUCAGAGGCAGGAAUGGGACUCCCUCUGCGCUGAGAUCAAGAUGAGAGAGUGGUGGAUUCAUGUGGGUUUGAUCUGCAUCCCCCUGGUGGCCGUGUACCUGCACAUCCCACCCCCCCAGCUGUCACCUGCCCUGCAGAAGUGGCACAGUGCCGGGGAGGUCUUCCACUUCAGAGGGAAGAAAGUCUUCUACAGAGACUCCUACGGUGCUUUGGGGAGUUCAGAUGUAGUUAUUCUACUCCAUGGCUUCCCCACAUCUAGCUAUGACUGGAACAAGAUCUGGGAGCCGCUCAUCCAGCGUUUUCACCGAGUCAUUGCACUGGACUUCCUGGGUUUCGGCUUCAGUGACAAGCCGCGCCCCCACAGAUACUCGAUCUUUGAGCAGGCCAGUGUUGUGGAGGCCCUGGUGGCCCACCUGGGUCUGAGCAACCAGAGAGUCAACCUGAUCUCCCAUGACUAUGGAGACACUGUAGCUCUGGAGCUGCUCUACAGGAGUGACCAGAAUCGCACAGGUCAUCUGACCUUUAACAGUUUGUGUCUUUCUAAUGGAGGAUUAUUCCCUGAAACACACUACCCACGGCUGCUGCAAACACUUCUCAAGGAUUCAACUAUUCUUGCUCCAAUUUUGACACGUCUCACAAACUACGUAAUCUUCCAAAAAGGAAUUGGGGAAGUGUUUGGUCCAUACACGCAGCCCACAGACGCCGAGUUCUGGGACAUGUGGACUGGUUUACGCUACAAUGAUGGCAACUUAGUUUUGGACAGUAUUCUCCAGUAUAUUAACCAGAGACUGCAGCACAGAGAUCGAUGGGUGGGCGCGCUCACUUCUACCUUCGUUCCAUUGCACAUGAUCUACGGACCCCUGGACCCAGUCAACCCUCACCCCCAGUUCAUCCGUCUUUACCAGCAGCUGGUGCAGAGGUCCACAAUCACAGUGUUGGAUGAACACAUCAGUCACUACCCUCAGCUAGAAGAUCCCACCGGCUUCCUUAAUGCUUAUUUUAAUUUUAUUCAUUCUUUCUGAUCUGAUAUCAUCCGCCAAAUGAAAAGCCCACGUCUAGAAGUGAAGUCAAAACCUCAAAAUGUUCCAAUAUCUUUUCUGAAAGUGUUGCAAAAUUGCCAAAGUUACAAAUAUGCACGCAUGGUUUGAAGACCUUAACUAGUGAUUGAUUGUAACCAGGCAAAAUUCUACUGCAGUUUUAGAUGGCUUCAUUUACCAGCUACACUGAAAUAUUAAUUACUGCCAGUGAGGACAUAAAAUUUGAAAAAGAAACUAUUAGAUUGUACGUAGAGCUAAUGCAAUUGACUGGUCUAAUCAAAUGAGUUUUUAUUUAGAGGUGGUUUAAAUUUGUGUUUCUGCUGUGGAAUGCUGUUUUGAUUCCCUCCAUUUUCUGUUGAUUGUUGAGGCCUGUUCUGUGCAAUUAACUGCAUUCUGAAUGAA
This is a messenger RNA of Sphaeramia orbicularis (orbiculate cardinalfish), 1728 nucleotides long. It is a transcript of the gene mest, whose product is annotated as mesoderm specific transcript. Gene Ontology annotation, molecular function: monoacylglycerol lipase activity. Gene Ontology annotation, cellular component: membrane. Lineage: Eukaryota; Metazoa; Chordata; Actinopteri; Kurtiformes; Apogonidae. The record is from RefSeq and is a predicted model, not a curated record. Bases 331 to 1311 code for a protein of 326 amino acids. Gene Ontology annotation, biological process: acylglycerol catabolic process. The transcript has 12 exons.